CUGACAUACGUAACAAAAAAUCUUUAUAAAUUCUGGUUUCUCCUCUAAGACCUAUCAUUCAAUGAAGAUGAAUUCACUUGUAAACAUUAUCCUACUCCUGACAGUAGCAGUGACUGUUGCACUUUGUGGCAACAUCGAUGGAUCAAUUGCACGUGUAAAACGACACCUUCAUCAUAUUAUUGAUGGAUCAUAUGCCACCAACUGUGAAUUUCCUUGGAUGGUGGCCCUGAUAAUUAAAACUGCAAAAGGAUAUUUUCUAUGCGGGGGAUCAAUUAUAGACAGCAAGCAUAUUCUCACAGCUGCCCAUUGUGUUGUUGGUGCCGAACAUGUGAAAGUUUCUGCUGGUGGAAAUAACAUAAACAACAUGAAAGAAACUAUGAUUGUCACCAAAGACAAUAUACACGCCAAUAAAAAGUACACGGGGCCACCUAAAUUUCAGAAUGAUGUAACAGUACUGACUUUGCCAAAAGCAAUAACAUUCAAUUCAUGUCGGCAACCGAUACCAAUGGCGCAGUACGGUGACAGCUUUACGCAGGAAUGUGUUAUUGCUGGUUGGGGUCAAACAGGAGCCGAUGCCUCUACAGCUAAGUUUUUGGAAACUGUGAAAGUAAAUCUCUACCUAUCGCAAGAAUGUAAAUCAUAUUACCCGUAUGUCACAGAUCAGCAAAUUUGUGCUGGGUCCGGAGUUAAAGGUGGCGCUGAAGCUUGUCAUGGAGAUUCUGGUGGCCCUUUGAUGUGUCGUCGAUCAUCUGAUGGAAAAUUAACUGUAGUUGGUACAACGUCGUAUGGUGCAGCUAAAUGCCAAAGUGGAAUGGCUGUGUAUGAGAAUGUAGCAUAUUUCCGGAAAUGGAUUCAGGAAAUGCGCGAAAUAUAGAGAGAACUUAUAUCGUCAACACGUUAUUAAUUCUUCAAGAUAUUACAAAACAGAUAUCAUAUUAAUAUGAACCAACGCUAUGGCAUGAGAUAUUAAUAAAAGUAUUAUUUCAUGAA
Octopus bimaculoides (California two-spot octopus) is the source of this 990-nucleotide messenger RNA. RefSeq names its product chymotrypsinogen A. Gene Ontology annotation, biological process: proteolysis. The record is from RefSeq and is a predicted model, not a curated record. NCBI's taxonomy places the organism in Eukaryota, Metazoa, Mollusca, Cephalopoda, Octopoda, Octopodidae. Gene Ontology annotation, molecular function: serine-type endopeptidase activity.